Catharus ustulatus (Swainson's thrush) is the source of this 915-nucleotide messenger RNA. RefSeq names its product cell death inducing DFFA like effector a (gene CIDEA). The coding region runs from base 51 to 707 and encodes 218 amino acids. Lineage: Eukaryota; Metazoa; Chordata; Aves; Passeriformes; Turdidae. Gene Ontology annotation, cellular component: lipid droplet. The transcript is spliced from 6 exons. The record is from RefSeq and is a predicted model, not a curated record. Gene Ontology annotation, biological process: regulation of apoptotic process; lipid storage; apoptotic process.
GCUGCUCCUCAUUAAGCGCCGUGACCGGGGCUGCCCGCGGCCGGGCGGGCAUGGAGGUGGCGCGGGAUAGCGUGGGAUCGCUGCUGCGAUCUUUCAUAUCCCUAGGAGCAUCUGUGGGAGCAGUAACAAAACAGACCCUGUUCCCUGCUCUCAUGCCUGCUGGGCGCCCUUUCCGGGUGUCCAAUGCCUCCCGCAGCAGCCGGAAAGGAAUUGUUGCAAGCAGCCUGCAAGAGCUCCUCAGCAAGACUUUAGAUGCCUUUGUUAUAACUGCUGGAAUAGUUACUCUGGUUUUGGAGGAAGAUGGCACAGUUGUGGACACUGAAGAGUUCUUCAGGUCCCUGGAUGAUAAUACACACUUCAUGGUUCUGGAAAAUGGACAGAAAUGGACACCAACAAAAAAUGGAGUUGUUGCUGUGAGAAAAAAGAAGAAAAUGGGAGUAGCUAACAUCACAUUUGAUUUGUACAAACUGAACCCUAAGGAUUUUAUUGGCUGCUUAAACAUCAAGGCAACCUUCUAUGAGAUCUACUCUAUCUCAUAUGACAUCAAAUGCAUGGGAGCAAAAAGUGUAUUACGGAAAGUGCUUCAACUAAUGUCCCAUGCAGCACAAAUAACUGGACAGUUUCUCCUCUACACUGGGACAUACAUGUUGCAGUUGAUGGGUGAAUAUGAUGAAGAGGAGAUGUGCACAAGAUCCAGGCGGGAGUAGUGACCGCAGCUGCGCUUCUGAUGCCUGUGAAACUGGCAUUGAGCUGAAGUUUGCUCCUGCUGACAAUGGAACUACGUAGUGCAACUUCAGUCAUACUUCAGUGACUGACUCUUCUCAUGAAGUCUAAUUGGAGAUUGUGCAACUACUAAGCAGAAAGUUAAGAUUUAGCCUUACUUCCCUUAAAACAAAUAAAACCUUUCCAUUAUCA